This is a messenger RNA of Ziziphus jujuba (common jujube), 919 nucleotides long. RefSeq names its product 23 kDa jasmonate-induced protein-like. NCBI's taxonomy places the organism in Eukaryota, Viridiplantae, Streptophyta, Magnoliopsida, Rosales, Rhamnaceae. The record is from RefSeq and is a predicted model, not a curated record. The coding region runs from base 72 to 740 and encodes 222 amino acids. The transcript has 2 exons.
AAACAAAGUAUAUAUGCAAAAAUACUAGUACUAUCAUAUAAUUUAAGUUGAUCUCUCAAAGUCACAAAGACAUGGCUGUGUCUGUGUUUGGCAACCCCAUUACCAACUCUACUUUAGAGCGCACGCCUGAGUUCGCUGGAAAUAAAAAUAUACAAAAAAUAGACAGGGCUCGUGCGGCUCUUAGCAUCAUAAACUCGGAUGGUAAGCAUGGAAGCAGUCUUCAGCACGUGGAGAACCUGAAGGAGACAUUGGGUACUAUCGCAGGUGUUAACGUUGUAACAAUUGGAAGUGUGUCCAAUGCCACUGGAGACACUGUCAAUUUUGUAACCCACCAUAAUUGGGUUGGGGAAAAUGCACUUCCUCCAUACCCGGCGGUGAUUGAAAAUGGCCAAUCGGGUGGGUUUUUGCACGUUACAAAGAGUAAUGUAAUUAUUCCCCCUGGCAAAGUUCGGGGCUCAGCUGGGGCUGUUGUGUAUCGUGGUCAAAAUGUCUUUGGAGUAGACUGUGAUGUUUUGUUGGCAUGGAACAACCCUUCUGAUUCUUCCCUGAAAAAGACGGCAUAUACUACGGUUCAAGAACGUGGUUACUUUGGAAAGGUCGACUGGGAAAAAAUAUAUAAGAAACUGAUAGAGUCUGGCAAUAAAAGUGAAAGUCAAUGGAAUGGGUUCGUGUCAAAUGUCAAGAUUCGUAAAAUUGGCGAAUUCACCGUAUUUGAGGCGGUGCUCAAGCUGAAAGAGUAAUUGAAACUGCAUCGCGCCUUCUACUGGAGCAGACUAUGCCCAAGAACAAACACUAAAAGAAAUAAAGCGAUAACAUAUAUACAUAUAUAUGUAGUAGAAUAAUUGCCAAGUCUUUCGUACUGUGGCAGUGUAAUGGUGUACUACUUUUAAUAGUAAAUGCAUGCCUAGUUUUCAAUUAA